AUGCCUGCGUGCUCCAGCAACAGAUUUUUUUUCUCUUUAGUUGCUGACAAGGCUGCCUACCUGAUGGGUCUCAACUCAGCAGACCUUCUCAAGGCCCUGUGCUAUCCCCGAGUCAAAGUUGGGAAUGAAUUUGUGACCAAGGGUCAGACUGUGCAGCAGGUGUACAACUCAGUCGGUGCUCUGGCAAAGGCUGUCUUUGAGAAGAUGUUCUUGUGGAUGGUUGUUCGCAUCAACCAGCAGCUGGACACCAAGCAGCCUAGGCAGUACUUCAUUGGGGUCCUGGACAUCGCUGGCUUUGAGAUCUUUGAUUUCAACAGUCUGGAACAGCUGUGCAUCAACUUCACCAAUGAGAAACUGCAACAGUUUUUCAACCACCACAUGUUCGUGCUGGAACAGGAAGAGUACAAGAAGGAAGGCAUUGAAUGGGAGUUCAUUGACUUUGGGAUGGACUUGGCUGCCUGCAUUGAGCUCAUCGAGAAGCCCAUGGGCAUCUUCUCCAUCCUGGAAGAGGAGUGCAUGUUCCCCAAGGCAACUGACACCUCUUUCAAGAACAAGCUCUAUGACCAGCAUCUGGGCAAGUCCAACAACUUCCAGAAGCCCAAGCCUGGCAAAGGCAAGGCUGAGGCCCACUUCUCCCUGGUGCACUAUGCUGGCACAGUGGACUACAACAUCUCUGGCUGGCUUGACAAGAACAAGGACCCCCUGAAUGAAACUGUUGUGGGGCUGUACCAGAAAUCAUCCCUGAAGACACUGGCCUUACUGUUUGCCUCUGCUGGCGGAGAAGCAGAGAGUGGUGGUGGUGGCAAGAAGGGAGGCAAGAAGAAGGGUUCUUCUUUCCAGACUGUAUCAGCUCUUUUCAGGGAGAACCUGAACAAGCUGAUGACCAAUCUACGGAGCACUCACCCUCAUUUUGUGCGCUGUAUCAUCCCCAAUGAAACAAAAACUCCCGGUGCCAUGGAGCAUGAACUGGUGCUGCAUCAGCUGCGUUGUAAUGGUGUGCUAGAAGGAAUCAGAAUUUGCAGAAAGGGAUUCCCCAGCAGAAUCCUCUAUGCAGAUUUCAAACAGAGAUACAAGGUGCUUAAUGCCAGUGCCAUCCCCGAGGGACAGUUCAUUGAUAGCAAGAAAGCUUCUGAGAAACUCCUUUCAUCUAUUGAUGUGGACCACACCCAGUACAAAUUUGGUCACACCAAGGUGUUCUUCAAAGCUGGGCUGCUGGGACUCCUGGAGGAGAUGAGGGAUGAGAAGCUGGCACAGCUCAUCACUCGCACACAGGCCAGGUGCAGGGGCUUCCUGAUGAGAGUGGAGUACCAGAGAAUGGUGGAGAGAAGGGAAUCCAUCUUCUGCAUCCAGUACAACGUUCGUUCAUUCAUGAAUGUCAAGCACUGGUCCUGGAUGAAGCUGUUCUUCAAGAUCAAGCCCCUGCUAAAGAGUGCAGAGUCUGAGAAGGAGAUGGCCAACAUGAAGGAAGAGUUUGAGAAGACCAAGGAAGAGCUUGCAAAGUCUGAGGCAAAGAGGAAGGAGCUGGAGGAGAAAAUGGUGUCCCUGCUGCAGGAGAAAAAUGAUCUGCAGCUCCAAGUGCAGGCUGAAGCGGAUGCCUUGGCUGAUGCUGAGGAAAGGUGUGAUCAGCUCAUCAAAACCAAAAUCCAGCUGGAAGCCAAAAUUAAGGAGGUGACAGAACGGGCUGAGGAUGAGGAGGAAAUUAAUGCUGAGCUGACAGCCAAGAAGAGGAAACUGGAGGAUGAAUGCUCAGAGCUGAAGAAAGAUAUAGAUGACCUGGAGUUAACAUUGGCCAAGGUUGAGAAGGAAAAGCAUGCCACCGAAAACAAGGUGAAAAACCUCACAGAGGAGAUGGCAGCCUUGGAUGAGAACAUUGCCAAGCUGACAAAAGAGAAGAAAGCCCUCCAAGAGGCCCAUCAGCAGACACUGGAUGACCUGCAGGCUGAAGAGGACAAAGUCAAUACGCUGACCAAAGCUAAAACCAAGCUGGAGCAGCAAGUGGACGAUCUGGAAGGGUCCCUGGAACAAGAGAAGAAGCUGCGCAUGGACCUUGAGAGAGCAAAGAGGAAACUUGAAGGUGACCUGAAGUUGGCCCAUGAUAGCAUAAUGGAUUUGGAAAAUGAUAAACAGCAGCUGGAUGAGAAACUGAAGAAGAAAGACUUUGAAAUCAGCCAAAUCCAGAGCAAAAUUGAGGAUGAGCAAGCCCUGGGCAUGCAGUUACAGAAGAAGAUCAAGGAGCUGCAGGCCCGUACUGAGGAACUGGAGGAGGAAAUUGAGGCAGAGCGAACCUCUAGGGCCAAAGCAGAGAAGCACCGAGCUGACCUCUCCAGGGAGCUGGAGGAGAUCAGUGAGCGCCUGGAGGAAGCAGGAGGGGCUACGGCAGCUCAGAUUGAUAUGAACAAGAAGCGCGAGGCAGAAUUCCAGAAGAUGCGCCGUGACCUCGAAGAGGCCACGCUGCAGCACGAAGCCACGGCUGCCGCCCUGCGGAAGAAGCAUGCGGACAGCACAGCGGAGCUUGGGGAGCAGAUUGACAACCUGCAACGAGUCAAGCAGAAGCUGGAGAAGGAGAAGAGUGAGCUGAAGAUGGAGAUUGAUGACUUGGCCAGCAACAUGGAGUCUGUCUCCAAAGCUAAGGCAAGUCUGGAGAAGACAUGUCGAGCAUUGGAAGAUCAGCUGAGUGAGAUUAAGACAAAAGAAGAGGAGCAUCAACGGAUGAUCAAUGAUAUUAAUGCUCAAAGAGCUCGUCUGCAUACAGAAUCAGGUGAAUAUUCGCGCCAGGUGGAGGAGAAAGAUGCUCUGAUUUCUCAGCUGUCUCGAGGGAAACAGGCAUUCACUCAACAGAUUGAGGAACUCAAGAGGCACUUAGAAGAGGAGAUAAAGGUAAGGAGGUUUUCCAAAAUUCUGUCUUAUCCAGUGGAUUUUCCUAACCAAAAGGUUUUUCAGGCACAUAUAAAAUUAUAGAAACGUCAUGUUUCU
Meleagris gallopavo (turkey) is the source of this 2973-nucleotide messenger RNA. The record is from RefSeq and is a predicted model, not a curated record. NCBI's taxonomy places the organism in Eukaryota, Metazoa, Chordata, Aves, Galliformes, Phasianidae.